Erythranthe guttata (spotted monkey flower) is the source of this 351-nucleotide messenger RNA. Its product is annotated as glucan endo-1,3-beta-D-glucosidase. NCBI's taxonomy places the organism in Eukaryota, Viridiplantae, Streptophyta, Magnoliopsida, Lamiales, Phrymaceae. The record is from RefSeq and is a predicted model, not a curated record.
AUGGACAAAAUCAAUAUGCUGUCUUUGUUUUUAAUUUGUUGUCUAUUUGGUGCCGCAUACGGUUACAAGACAAACUCGAAACCAAGCGGUCAGAAGGAUAUACCCGACACGUGGUGCAUUGCCAAACCAAAUGCUCCUCAAGACAAGUUGCAAGGCUUUAUAAACUACGCUUGUGGAGAAGUUGACUGUGGGGUCGUUCAACCGGGCGGUCAAUGUUACGAUCCCAACACUGUGUUGAGUCAUGCAAGUUAUGUUCUGGAUCUGAUCUACAUCUAUCGAAAAUCAUGCAAUCCGGAUAUUGGCAUAAUUACAACAGUUGAUCCUUCAUACGGAGAUUGCAAGUAUCCAUGA